Ilex paraguariensis (yerba mate) is the source of this 4258-nucleotide messenger RNA. The record is from the annotation of a GenBank genome assembly. Lineage: Eukaryota; Viridiplantae; Streptophyta; Magnoliopsida; Aquifoliales; Aquifoliaceae.
AUGACUGCUACGGUUCGCCGCACUUUCAAGGUUGUGUUUCGGGAUGAUUCAGAAGGGACGGUUCAGUCUUGUUGUGUUGUCGCACAUCUUUUGGCCGCUGAGGAUUUGAGGUUUUUGGCUCAAGAUGUGCUCACGCUAGUAAUUGGGAGAAUUGGGUUGUGCAGAAGUGGGGAUUUGCUGGAGUUUAUGUGGAGAGAGCACCAUGAGUAUGAGACGGAUUUCUCAGUUCUUAAUUCGCUUAUGCGAGCUUUCCUGAAUGUGGAAAUGGGUUCGAGGGCAUUGGAGGUAUUGCGGAGAAUGAGGGAGGUUGGAGUGAGACCUAGUUUGUCUGCAGUCGCGAUUCUUUUCAAGUUUUUGCUUAAGGUUGGUGAUUAUGGUAGUGUGUGGAAGUUACUUAGGGAUAUGGUUUGUAGAGGACCUCGUCCUUCAAAUUAUAUUUUCAAUGUCAUGAUUCUUGGAUUUUGUAAAAAGGGGUAUGUUCAAACUGGAGAAAGUUUACUACAUGUGAUGAGGAAGUUUGGGUGUGAGCCAGAUGUUAUUACGUAUAACAUUUUGAUCAAUGCAUACUGCAUUAGGGGCCAAACGUCAAAGGCAUUGACUCGGUUGCAUUUGAUGGUUGAAAGGAGUUGCAAUCCGAGCACUGUUACAUUUAGUACAGUUAUUAAUGCCUUGUGCAAGGAAGGAAACAUUGUGGAAGCGAGGAAGGUGUUUGAUGGGCUGCAAGAGUUGGGUGUCUUUCCAAACACUGUAAUAUAUAAUGCUUUGAUGGAUGGCUAUGUUAAGGCUAGUGAAAUUGGCCCGGCAAAUUUGCUUUAUGAAGAAAUGAGGAGCAAGGGUGUAGCUCCUGAUGGUAUAACUUUUAACAUUUUGGUUGCAGGGCACUACAAGUAUGGGAGGGAAGAGGAUGGUGACAGGUUGUUAAGGGAGUUAUCUAUGACAGGAUUACUUCCAGAUUGUUCAUUGUCGGACAUAUCAGUUGCAGGAUUGUGUUGGGCUGGACGAUUGGAUGAGGCCUGGGAGUUAUUAGAGGAUAUGCUUGACAAGGGGUUUCCUCUUAGUGUAAUCGCUUUUAAUUCAAUAAUUGCUGCUUACAGCAAAGCAGGGUUAGAAGACAGAGCCUUUGGAGUCUACAACGUAAUGGUGCAAGUUGGCCUAACACCUUCAUCUUCCACUUGCACUUCCUUGGUCAUGGGUUUGGCCAAAAUAGGGAGGCUUCAAGAAGCCAAAGAUCUUAUGGAUCAGAUGAUAGAGAANCCGGCAAAUUUGCUUUAUGAAGAAAUGAGGAGCAAGGGUGUAGCUCCUGAUGGUAUAACUUUUAACAUUUUGGUUGCAGGGCACUACAAGUAUGGGAGGGAAGAGGAUGGUGACAGGUUGUUAAGGGAGUUAUCUAUGACAGGAUUACUUCCAGAUUGUUCAUUGUCGGACAUAUCAGUUGCAGGAUUGUGUUGGGNCACUGUAAUAUAUAAUGCUUUGAUGGAUGGCUAUGUUAAGGCUAGUGAAAUUGGCCUGGCAAAUUUGCUUUAUGAAGAAAUGAGGAGCAAGGGUGUAGCUCCUGAUGGUGUAACUUUUAACAUUCUGGUUGCAGGGCACUACAAGUAUGGGAGGGAAGAGGAUGGUGACAGGUUGUUAAGGGAGUUAUCUAUGACGNUGAUGGAUGGCUAUGUUAAGGCUAGUGAAAUUGGCCUGGCAAAUUUGCUUUAUGAAGAAAUGAGGAGCAAGGGUGUAGCUCCUGAUGGUGUAACUUUUAACAUUCUGGUUGCAGGGCACUACAAGUAUGGGAGGGAAGAGGAUGGUGACAGGUUGUUAAGGGAGUUAUCUAUGACGGGAUUACUUCCAGAUUGUUCAUUGUCGGACAUAUCAGUUGCAGGAUUGUGUUGGGCUGGACGAUUGGAUGAGGCCUGGGAGUUAUUAGAGGAUAUGCUUGACAAGGGGUUUCCUCUUAGUGUAAUCGCUUUUAAUUCAAUAAUUGCUGCUUACAGCAAAGCAGGGUUAGAAGACAGAGCCUUUGGAGUCUACAACGUAAUGGUGCAAGUUGGCCUAACACCUUCAUCUUCCACUUGCACUUCCUUGGUCAUGGGUUUGGCCAAAAUAGGGAGGCUUCAAGAAGCCAAAGAUCUUAUGGAUCAGAUGAUAGAGAAGGACUUUCCUGUCAAUAAAGUGGCUUUCACUGUGCUUUUAGAUAUGUAUUUCAAAACAGGAGACAUGGUCGGAGCUCAAGGUUUGUGGAAAGAGAUGAACAGAUUAGGGAUUGCUCCUGAUGUUGUUGCUUUUUCUGCCUUCAUUGAUGGGCUUUCUAAAGCCGGUUUUAUUGAGGAGGCAUAUAAUGUCUUUUUAGAAAUGUCAAGGAAAGGACUAGUGCCGAAUAACUUUGCUUAUAAUUCUUUGAUUGCAGGGUUUUGUAACUGUGGAAAAUUGAAUGAAGCAUUGAAGUUGGAGAGGGAGAUGAGGAACAGGGGUCUCCUCCCAGAUGUCUUCACUACCAAUAUUAUUAUUAAUGGGUUUUGUAAACUUGGAAGAAUGAAGUCAGCAAUUGAUACUUUUAUGGAAAUGCACAGAACUGGGUUGUUACCAGAUAUUGUUACUUACAACACUCUAAUCAGUGGGUACUGUAAGGCAUUUGACAUGGAAAAUGCUGAAAAUUUUGUGAAUAAGAUGUAUGCCAGUGGGUGGGACCCAGAUAUUACAACCUAUAAUAUACAAAUCCAUGGUUUUUGUAGUAAUCGGAGGAUGAAUCGAGCUGUGAUGAUGUUGGAUGAGCUUGUCUCGGUGGGGGUAGUUCCUAAUACAGUUACAUACAAUUCUAUGAUGAAUGGCAUAUGCACUGAUAUACUAGAUCGUGCUAUGAUUUUGACUGCAAAAUUGCUUAAGAUGGCCUUUGUUCCAAAUAUUGUGACAACUAACCUGUUAUUGUCUCAUCUUUGUAAGCAAGGGCUACCUGAGAGGACCCUUAUGUGGGGCCAGAAGUUGGGUCAGAUUUGCUUCAACUUUGAUGAAAUAACUUACAAAAUACUGGACAGAGCAUAUCGUGAGGUACAAGAAGAUGCUGAACAUUCAAAGGGAAUGUCUGGAAAGAGCCUCUUUAUUGACUUUCUCAUGUAUAUUACUUAUGAUUAUUUAUACAGAAAUAGGUUUUACAGUGAAAUAAGUCAACAUUCUUUUAAACUGAUUGACAAUGAAUCUGGGAGGUCAUGCAAGAUCCCAAACAGGAUAUGUGCAUAGCAUUUCAUCUUUGGAAUUUCUGAAAUGAAAACAAAGAACAUCCUUGUUGAGAAGUAGCAGAAAGUGUCUUGCUGGAUGAGAAGUCAGAACUGAAGGUGGAGGCAUGAUUAUUAGAUUUGGCCCCAUCAGAAGCUGAGUUUGAUUCACCUCCUGGAGACAUUUCACAGAUUGAGUUGUCGGACUUCAUGCUGAAAUGAUGGAGCACUGGUCUACAGAUUCAUUAAGCUUAAUCUGGCAUCCAUCGAUCUCUGGAGAUGGUGGCUGACAUUGCUAAAGUAGAGAAAAUUUCUAUCGCCGGAUCUACAGAAGCAAAAUUUAUGGGUGUUGAUUUUUGAACAUGAUCUUUCUUGCCAUCCUAAAAGAUCGACUCCCAGAGGUGUGUUUUCUUUCUCCUGAUUGGAAGAUCCUCUUAACUGCUGAAAGAUAGAUCAACGGCUCAUUGAAGAACUUUCUUAUGUCUUUGAAAUUUACAGGAGUGGCUGGAUCGAUGAUAAUUGCUGGUGAUGAGCAUGUGGUGGUUGAUGGCGAAACCAGGGAGGACCAUUGAGAUGUCACCAGUGGCAAGAGCAUCUUGAUUGAUUAUAUUGCCUCAAAUGUUUUCACUGUAUUGGAUGUGAAAGGUGGUUUUCUAAAUGGUUCAAUGAUUUGGGAGAAUGAAUCAAGUCUCAAAUGGUGUAAUGGUAUGGCCUUGUUUUCAAAUAAUUAAGGAUUAGAAUUCUAGAAUAACAUAUCUAUUGCAAAUCCAGACGUCCCGAGUUAAAAUCUUGCUAAUUAAGGAUAAAUUCUUCGUAAAUAUCUUAGUCUCAGCGUGGAUGGUCAGUCUUUGACUAGAUUGAGGAGAAGAUUAGUCGAGAUACGUAGAAGUUGACAUGAACAAUAAGGGUGAAGACAAGCCAGAAAGAGGGUACCAUAGAAAAGGGACACAAUUAUAUUGUGAUAUGUGGCAUUGCAAAUAGGUUGCAAUAUUAGAAUACUAUUUGUUCCUGGUAAGGAAAGGUUGCAAAUCAAACUGGACUAUCUUGUCCAUUUUGCACGCUGG